ACUAUACUUGAUAAGGAUCCUGUGUGGUCGAAAUCCGAGCCUGGCCGGUUCAAUAGUAGACCACUUAUUUCUGUCGGCUGUCUCAAUAUGGUUGACAAUACUUGGUGCAUAUAUGCGUAGGCGAAGAACAGUUCUAUAUAUACUAGUUGUACUGGAUACACGGACGGGCAAGUCUGCUAGCCUUCUAUGCCUAAUCCGAGUCCAGCUGUUCCAACAGAUAAGCACGAUCCGAUACAUAGGAAUUCGUGGCGGUAUGUCAUAUGUCACAAUCCGACCUGCUCCCUCUCCUUCGAGCCUUCAAGUAAUGCUUCAGCCUCGUAUCAUCAUUGCUCAUGCAACACUCACUUCGACGCCACCUAGUCGAGGCAAUUCUUACUCAUUUCUCUUUUCCCAAAUUUUGAUUUAAGAUUGAGCCUUCCAGACUCUCUUAACGGCCUCGGUUAGACCGACGUCGUUCGUCUCGAAUUCGUAUAGGCCGACGCCGACGAGGGCGGUGGCAGCGUUGAGGAGCCACAUAGCGGCCUUGCGGGCCUUGGGAUAGCGGCUGCUAGGAAUAUAGUCGAUGAUGACGGACUGAAAGCCGAGGUGGCUGUGGACUAGCAGUAGAGAGCAUAGAAUUGCGUCGAGGCCGGGGUUUAGCGAACCGCCGGCGAAAGGCGCAAUGGUAAGCGGGAUGAGACCGGCGGCUACGAGACGCUCGAAGGUCCAGUGGUAUGAACCGUGGGAAGGGCUCGUCUCGGGGAUCGGCGCUGGGUCGUUGACUGUUAUUCGGAGGGGUUAGCGCCAAUUUUUACUUGUCUUUGUCGCUUUUCCUGAUUUUCUAUUUUCCAUCUUGAUAUCUCCCAUAUAAACUAUAAACUAUAGGAUAUUUCUAAUUUAUCGAUUGGUAAUGGGGGAAUUUAAGAAUCGCAUACCGGUUCCCUUGAUAACCU
Daldinia vernicosa is the source of this 932-nucleotide messenger RNA. RefSeq lists its product as uncharacterized. The record is from RefSeq and is a predicted model, not a curated record. NCBI's taxonomy places the organism in Eukaryota, Fungi, Ascomycota, Sordariomycetes, Xylariales, Hypoxylaceae. The annotation marks the transcript as partial. The transcript has a single exon.